AUGACCAACAAUCAGAAAACUUUCACUCUUUCCAACGGCGCUCGGAUUCCUGCCAUUGGUCUCGGAACCUGGCAAGACGAGGAGGCCCAAGAAGCAGCAGUCCUUGCCGCUCUCCACGCAGGUUAUCGCCAUAUUGAUACGGCAAGAUGCUAUGGCACUGAGCCUGCUGUUGGCAAAGCCAUAAAGCAAAGUGGCAUUCCUCGGGAGGAACUUUUUGUUACCAGCAAGCUCUGGAACAAUAAGCAUCACCCGGAGGAUCUUGACCAAGCAGUGCAACUUUCAUUGGAUGAUCUUGGUCUGGAAUAUCUCGACCUGUUCUUGAUGCACUGGCCUGUUGCUUUCAAGCGUGGAGAUGAUCCUUUCCCGUCCAACAAAGACGGGAAGCUGAUCACUGAUAAUAUCGACUAUCUCGAUACAUAUAGAGCCAUGGAAGGCCUUGUCAAAUCCGGUAAAGCUAAGGCUAUCGGAAUUUCCAACUUUUCCCAAGAGGAAGUCGAACGCAUUCUUGACAACGUGGCGAUUAAACCGGCCGUGCACCAGAUGGAGCUCCACCCCUGGCUUCAACAAAAGAAAUUCUACGACUUCCAUCGGAAGAAUGGUAUUCAUGUGACGCAGUUUUCACCAUUUGGAAACCAAAAUGAAAUCUACGGUUCUCGCGAGGAACAUGGUCAGCUGGUGAAUGAUCAGACCUUGGUAGAAAUCGGAAAGAAGUACGGAAAGACCUCAAACCAAGUCGCUUUGGCCUGGGGUAUCGCACAUGGCCGUUCCGUCAUCCCCAAAUCAAAGUCAGCUGAGCGAAUCAAACAGAACUUUGAUAUUGCUUUCGAGUUGGAGCCUGCAGAUAUUGAAAAUAUUGAUGCGAUCGACAAGAAGCUCCGUUUCAACGACCCAAGUAAAGACUUUGGCUACGAACUAUACUCAGGGCUUGAUGGGAAAUAG
Messenger RNA from Penicillium brevicompactum, 939 nucleotides. RefSeq names its product aldo/keto reductase. The transcript has 4 exons. Gene Ontology annotation, cellular component: cytosol. Bases 1 to 939 code for a protein of 312 amino acids. The record is from RefSeq and is a predicted model, not a curated record. NCBI's taxonomy places the organism in Eukaryota, Fungi, Ascomycota, Eurotiomycetes, Eurotiales, Aspergillaceae. Gene Ontology annotation, molecular function: aldose reductase (NADPH) activity.